CAGAAAAACCUCAGCAGAAAUGGCAUUAUCAUCUUCAGCGCUUCAUCUCCCUCCUUCAAUACCCUUUCUUUCUCUACCUAAACGCCACAAUUUUCCACCCCUCAAAGCUUCUCUUAACUUUUCAUUGCAUGAUAAACCCAAUUUGAAUGUGAAAAAUGUCUCCUUUGCUGCUACAAGAAGAGCUUCUCAUUUGGUAGUUGAAGAAGAAGAAGAAGAUGAAGAACUGGAAGAGGAAUUUGAAGCUGUAAACAUUGCUGAGGAUGUAACCCAGUUGAUCGGGAGUACUCCGAUGAUAUAUCUCAACAAAGUUACAGACGGCUGUGUCGCAAAUGUUGCUGCAAAACUUGAAUCCAUGGAACCUUGUCGGAGUGUCAAAGACAGGAUUGGACUUAGUAUGGUAUCUGAGGCUGAAGAUAGUGGAGCAAUGUCUCCUGGGAAGACCAUAUUAGUGGAACCGACAAGUGGAAAUACAGGACUCGGAAUCGCUUUUGUUGCAGCAACUAAGGGUUACAAGCUCAUAGUAACAAUGCCUGCUUCUAUAAACCUUGAAAGGAGAAUCCUUUUACGUGCAUUUGGAGCAAAGAUUGUUCUGACAGACGCUGAAAAAGGCUUACAAGGGGCUGUUGAUAAAGCUGAAGAAAUUGUUCUUAACACUCCAAAUGCUUUCAUGCUUCAACAGUUUGAUAACGUGGCUAAUACAAAGAUUCAUUUUGAAACUACAGGACCAGAAAUAUGGGAGGAUACUUUGGGUAAUGUCGACAUAUUUGUUGCUGGAAUUGGAACCGGUGGUACUGUUACAGGCACUGGACGUUACUUGAAAAUAAUGAACAAAGAAAUUAAGGUGGUUGGUGUGGAACCUGCUGAAAGGAGUAUAAUUUCUGGAGAAAACCCAGGUUAUGUGCCAAGCAUACUAGAUGUUAACUUACUUGAUGAAGUUAUCAAGGUCAGCAAUGAUGAAGCUGUCGAUAUGGCUAGGAGAUUAGCACUGGAGGAAGGGCUGCUGGUUGGCAUUUCUUCUGGAGCUGCUGCAGCAGCUGCAAUUAGCUUGGCUAAAAGGCCUGAGAAUGCGGGAAAACUUAUUGUGGUUAUAUUUCCGAGCUUUGGUGAGAGGUAUAUUCCAACCGUCCUUUUUCGUUCUAUAUAUGAAGAAGUGCAACAAAUGGAAGCAAGUUAGCAUAUAUUUGUACUGGGAGGUUCAGUCUACCAUGGAAUAUAAUCCUCCUUUCCAAUGAAUACUACUUGACAG
Hibiscus syriacus is the source of this 1246-nucleotide messenger RNA. RefSeq names its product S-sulfo-L-cysteine synthase (O-acetyl-L-serine-dependent), chloroplastic-like. Lineage: Eukaryota; Viridiplantae; Streptophyta; Magnoliopsida; Malvales; Malvaceae. The record is from RefSeq and is a predicted model, not a curated record. The transcript has 10 exons. Bases 20 to 1174 code for a protein of 384 amino acids. Gene Ontology annotation, molecular function: cysteine synthase activity. Gene Ontology annotation, cellular component: cytoplasm.